Messenger RNA from Indicator indicator, 977 nucleotides. RefSeq names its product hes family bHLH transcription factor 1 (gene HES1). The record is from RefSeq and is a predicted model, not a curated record. The coding region runs from base 4 to 780 and encodes 258 amino acids. Gene Ontology annotation, molecular function: protein dimerization activity; DNA-binding transcription factor activity, RNA polymerase II-specific; RNA polymerase II cis-regulatory region sequence-specific DNA binding. Lineage: Eukaryota; Metazoa; Chordata; Aves; Piciformes; Indicatoridae. The transcript is spliced from 4 exons. Gene Ontology annotation, biological process: regulation of transcription by RNA polymerase II; regulation of neurogenesis; Notch signaling pathway. Gene Ontology annotation, cellular component: nucleus.
AGGAUGCCGGCCGACCUGAUGGAGAAAAGCAGCGCCUCGCCGGUGGCCGCCACCCCUGCCAGCGUCAACGCGACGCCCGACAAGCCCAAGACGGCCGCGGAACACCGGAAGUCCUCCAAGCCCAUCAUGGAGAAGCGGCGGCGGGCGCGCAUCAACGAGAGCCUAGGGCAGCUGAAGACGCUCAUCCUGGACGCGCUGAAGAAGGAUAGCUCGCGGCAUUCCAAGCUGGAGAAAGCUGACAUCCUGGAGAUGACUGUGAAGCACCUGCGGAGCCUGCAGCGAGCCCAGAUGACCGCUGCGCUGAGCACAGAUCCCACCGUGCUGGGCAAGUACCGUGCCGGCUUCAGCGAGUGCAUGAACGAGGUGACGCGGUUCCUCUCCACCUGCGAGGGUGUCAACACUGAGGUGCGCACUCGGCUUCUGGGCCACCUGGCCAGCUGCAUGACCCAGAUCAACGCCAUGAACUACCCGGCACCCCCGCCACCGCCCCCGCUGCCACCAUCUGCAGCCUUUGGGCCACCCCUGGUGCCGCCGGGCAGCGGUGCAGGACCGCUCCCAGGCAUGCCCUGCAAGCCGGGUGCCGAUGCAGCCAAGGUGUAUGGCGGCUUUCAGCUGCUGCCAGCCUCCGAUGGGCAAUUUGCCUUCCUCAUCCCCAGCUCUGCCUUUGCUCCUGGUGGUGCUGUGCUGCCCCUGUAUGGCGGCCCACCCACAGCUGCCACUGCUGCCUCGCCGCCUGGCCCGCCACCUAGCACAGCUGACUCGGUCUGGAGACCUUGGUGAGGGUGGCAGGCACUGGACUGGACUGAGCACAGCACCCCGUGCUGCUGGCACGGCUGUAUAUAGGUUAUAUGUUCAUAUUGGAUUGUGCCUUUGUACUAUAGCACUCCCUCGACAGUGUUUCGUGUUUUACACGAAAUCUUUUUUUUCUCCUAUUCCCUCCCCUUCCUUGUGUGACACCAAAGACUAGGGGGGGUGGU